This is a messenger RNA of Paramisgurnus dabryanus, 1849 nucleotides long. RefSeq names its product KDEL endoplasmic reticulum protein retention receptor 2b (gene kdelr2b). The record is from RefSeq and is a predicted model, not a curated record. Gene Ontology annotation, cellular component: membrane. Gene Ontology annotation, biological process: protein retention in ER lumen. NCBI's taxonomy places the organism in Eukaryota, Metazoa, Chordata, Actinopteri, Cypriniformes, Cobitidae. Gene Ontology annotation, molecular function: ER lumen protein retrieval receptor activity.
CUGUCAGCCCGUAGCGAGCGCUCAUAGCGUUGGCCACGUACCCGGGCCACGUCGCGGUGCUUUCGCCAUCUUUCAGUCAGGGAAUGCUGCCUUAUUUAAAAGCGUUGUAAGGGAAAACUUCAGCACUUCAAAGCGUCGGACAACCUGUCCUCCAGAUACACUUCAGUUACUCAUUCAUCAGAUAUACACAAACAUGAACAUUUUCAGACUGACCGGGGAUCUCUCCCAUUUAGCAGCCAUCGUCAUCCUACUCAUGAAAAUAUGGAAAACCAGGUCGUGUGCAGGAAUAUCUGGAAAGAGUCAGAUACUCUUUGCCCUGGUUUUCACCACUCGAUAUCUGGACCUUCUCACUUCAUUUAUUUCCUUGUACAACACAACCAUGAAGUUCAUCUAUAUUGCAUGUGCCUAUGCCACAGUUUACCUGAUCUACGUUAAAUUCAAGGCCACCUAUGAUGGCAACCACGACACUUUCAGGGUGGAGUUCCUGGUCGUCCCAGUUGCUGGCUUGGCAUUCCUUGUCAACCAUGAUUUCUCUCCUUUGGAGAUCCUUUGGACCUUUUCCAUAUACCUGGAAUCUGUGUCCAUCCUCCCUCAACUUUUUAUGAUCAGCAAAACUGGAGAAGCUGAGACCAUCACCACUCACUACCUGUUCUUCCUCGGUCUUUAUCGUUGCCUUUAUCUCUUUAACUGGAUCUGGCGUUUCUACUCUGAAGGCUUCUUGGACCUGAUAGCCAUUGUGGCAGGGAUCGUUCAGACAAUCCUGUACUGUGAUUUCUUUUAUCUAUAUAUUACAAAAGUGUUGAAAGGAAAGAAGCUGAGUUUGCCAGCUUAAGUGCCAAAAACAGGGGCUCUGACAGUGCACUGAAGGGCCACAGGACACAGACGACGAGUAAGAUGCCUGAGACAAAAUCCAUUACUGUUCUGUUUGAGCCCUCGUUCACAUUAAGUGCUCUGGGACAGCAUCGGAUUAAAACGGUGGCCGUAUCACUGCUUCUGCAGUCAUCGGAUUCCUGGUUUACGCAUCUUGUCUUACCCUUUUUAAUAUUCUGUAUAAAGGAAAAUGUUCAAAAAAUUUCUAUGUGAAAUGUGUUGUUAUGAUUUGACUAAAAACAUCAUGAUAGAGCUGACCAAUGCCUUAAAUCUGGCUAUGUUAAAAGUCAGGGACUGAUUCUUUUGAUGAAUAUUGGUUAUGAAUUUUCAAUUUGACUAAAUAUAAAUGUGUUUUCAAAAAUAUUCAGGAGUAUUUGUUGGGCAUUGCUCAUUAUGGUAAAAUUGAGCAACAGAAAUGAAUGCCUCAUUUAAUUUUUCUAUUGCAAUAAUAAUUUCGAACACGGUGGUUUUCCAAAAAGUGGUCUGCUUUCUUAUUUAAGCUCAAAUAGCACAAUCCCAGUUUUAAUAUGUGAGGAAUUUGUUUAAACAGCUCAACAUUCAGGUCCUAACCACUGUCUGGCAGCAUAUAAUGUAUUGACACUGCCUUUCUAAAUGUAAAUGGAUUGUUUUAUGAUCUAACUAUUGCAUCUUACGAGUUUUGUCAGAGUAAGAUUAUAUGAGGUUUCGUUUUUUGAGAUUUUAUUUUUUCUAAAAUUUCACCCCCAAAAUUUGAUUCCACUGAAUAUUUUUAUCAAAUGUUUGAUUUUCAAUGGUGUAAUCUGCAAGUAAUUUGAAGAAGUGUGCAUUGGUUUAAAAAAUAUUAUUACGCUGCCAUCUUUAAACACACAUCUUGUUUUUUUAUUAUUUCAAUGACUACCACUUUAUUAGUUUUGUAGUUAAAGGUAUUUGGUUUGCUUUUUGUUUUUAAACUGAGCUUUUGCAUGAUGUCACAGCCUCAAUAAAGAUUUUAUGGAAAUUA